Molecule: messenger RNA, 1185 nt
Organism: Vavraia culicis subsp. floridensis
Lineage: Eukaryota; Fungi; Microsporidia; Pleistophoridae
Exons: 1
Coding region: 1-1185 (394 amino acids)
Source: RefSeq, a predicted model, not a curated record
AUGACUAAAAAAUCACGCAAAGAUGAAAAAGAAUGUGCGACCACCGGUCAUACGGCCGAAAACGCUAAUUUAAAAAACUGCAAAGACAAGAAUCUGAUCAACAAUGUAUUGGGCUAUGAUAAUGGAAGUUUAGAUGCGCUACAAGGCCAUUGCAAUGGCGAAGAAGCGGGCAAGCAGGAAGGGAUCGAUUUUGAUGGGGCUGAAAUGCUUGACGAGGAGUACUCUGAGAUGACCGGCUCAACGGCCUCGCUUGAAGAUGAACUUUUUGCAUCUUCUUCGAUGACAUCCAGCUCGGUUGAGGAGCAACUUCCCGCUUUAUGGGCUGAUUCUGAAAGCAUGGAAGAACAUGAUCUGUGCUACCUCAAGGACAAACAACCGGAUGAUUUAAAUGUAAGCUGUGUGGAGAAGAAGGAAGUGCAGAUCAUGAACAAAUUGUUCAGAUGUAAUACGAGGGUAAUACGCAUGAUGGCUAACGAGAAGUAUCUGGUCGUUCUGGAUGCACGAGGGUAUCUGUACAAAUUUGAGAAGGAUGGUCAAGAUUUGUUUAAGCUGACAAGGUCGUUCAAGAUGGACAAGUACUUUGUUGUGGACAUGUUGGUUACCGGUGAUAAGUUGGUUCUGGUAUCCAACAAGACCGGUAUUCUAAAAGAGAUUGAUUUGUGCACGUUUGGCAUAGUGGAUAUACGCACAAAUAUCAGGUAUUUUGACCGGGUGUUCGAACUACAGGACCACAUUUUUCUUGUAAACAGAGACAUUGUCCUCGUUUUGGAUGAGAAGUAUCAAAAGAAAAAGAUUUAUCACUUUGACGCUGUGCUAGACAUAAAAUUUGCGGACGGUAGGUUCUAUUUUUUGAACAGUAGCGGGUUUUUUGUUGUUCAAGGUGACAACAUAGCUAAGGUUGUCAGGAAGGAAUAUUUUAAUUUGACCUGUAUUCUCAUCCAUGACGAUCAUUUGUACCUGGGAACUGAGUAUGGCCUGAAAAUAGACGAAAGGAUGAAGAAGUACGGGCCGAUAAAAAUGGUUGACGUGUUCAACGACCAUGUUAUUGUUGUGUCAGAGGAUGCUUUGAGGUUAUUAAGCGAUGAUUGCACCCGUACAUGGAAGAUGAAUGUUGGUUGUGCGGUCUUCUUUCAUAACAGUGUAGUUUUUUCAGAUGGCAAGUUCUUGGGCGUUCUUAGAUUUUAA